AAUGACAUGCUAGUCAAGUUAGUGCUUAUUGUAAAUUGUAGCAUUUUCUAUUGUAGAUUAUUUUUUGGAUGGAAGAUCAAUCUGUUUGAGUUUUGGAGACAUUUUUCCAUGCUUCUUCAGAGACUGGGUCAAGCAACACCAACAGAGGGAAGAUUUAAACAUCUUUUCAUGGCUUUCUCAAGAAUUUUUUUUCUUUCGCCAGAGCCAGGGCAGGCUUUUAUUGAACACAUGGUCAUCAAGGAUGUUGUUGUGCGUGGUACACCAGCUGUUCGGUUUAAUACUUUUCAAGACAAGUAUUUAAAGGUGUUCAUCGUCACUGAGGUAAAAAUGUAUGAUGCCUUAAAAGGAAACUUUAACUCUGAGACUUUCACAUUUAGAAAUGUUGGGAAGGAAGUUCUAGGUCAGCAUGGAAUUGAACUCCUGGUGGAGAGAAAGGGCUCCUUUUUCUUUCCCUAUGUAGUCGGGAUUCUUUGUAUUGGAACACUAGUAAUUCUUACGUAUCUACGCAUCGAUGAGGAUCAUUUUCAUCAGAUUGAAGAAAAGGGAAAAGUGAAUAAAGCAAGCAAGUCAACAAUUUCUUAUACCAGGCCAUUUGAUUUCAUGGACAUGAGUGAUAGACAGGAAAUCUUGGAAUAUUUUUUCUGGUUAGGAUAUGUUCAAUCAAAUGCUUACCAGUUUAAAUGGAGGUAGAAUUUAUGAAUUCUUCAUUUUUUCUUUGUAACUCAGGUAAUUGUUGACCCAUUGGGGA
Saccostrea cuccullata (small rock oyster) is the source of this 748-nucleotide messenger RNA. RefSeq lists its product as uncharacterized. The record is from RefSeq and is a predicted model, not a curated record. The coding region runs from base 7 to 690 and encodes 227 amino acids. The transcript is spliced from 4 exons. NCBI's taxonomy places the organism in Eukaryota, Metazoa, Mollusca, Bivalvia, Ostreida, Ostreidae.